AUGAAAGCUCACAUUAAACAAUAUUCCAUUUUUUUAAUUGGAUCACGUGUUUUCUUUCAUCUGUCCUCUUGUUCUAUUUCAGGCUUGCAGAUUGAUCAGAAGACAGUGACCUCCUACCCUCAGGUGAUACUGGUCCGGGUCCCAACUCCUACCGUGCAAUCUGAUAGUGAUAUAACUGUUCUGCGACACCUUGAGAAACUGGGCUGUCGUCUAGUGAAUCGUCCUCAAGCCAUUCUAAAUUGCAUAAACAAAUUCUGGACGUUUCAGGAGUUAGCUGGCAAUGGAAUUCCGCUGCCUGAUACAUUUUCUUAUGGUGGCCAUGAUGAAUUUUCAAAAAUGAUAGAUGCUGCAGAGCCUCUUGGGUACCCUGUGGUUGUGAAGAAUACUCGAGGGCAUCAAGGUAAAGCUGUGUUUCUUGCUCGGGAUAAACAUCAUCUUCUAGACAUAUCUCAUCUGGUACGCCACGAUGCUCCAUAUCUGUUUCAGAAGUAUGUGAAGGAAUCACAUGGGAAAGAUGUACGUGUGGUCAUUAUUGGUGGGCAGGUGAUCGGGUCCAUGCUUCGAUGUUCUACAGAUGGCAGAAUGCAGAGCAACUGCUGCUUAGGAGGUGUGGGUGCCACCUUCCCUCUCAGUGAACAAGGAAAAGUAUUAGCUAUGCAAGUGUCCAGCAUCCUGGGUAUGGAUAUAUGUGGCAUCGACCUUCUCUUGAAUGACAACGGGUCCUUUGUGGUUUGCGAAGCUAAUGCAAAUGUCGGUUUCACAGAAUUCGACCAGGCCUGCCAUUUAGAUCUUGGCGGCAUUAUUGCAGAUUACGCAAUAUCUCUCCUCCCUUGCUUACCAUCCAAAGAGGCACCUGGGCUUACUGCAUCCAGCCCUCCAGAGAUUGCUGAGAUGCAACCAAGCAUGUCUACCAGCACGCUCAAUGGCAGCGAUGGAUCGAUCUGUAGCCACGGUGUCUGUGAUGUCAAGGAUAUCAGGGAUUCAAAUCAUGUGCCAAAGCCAUGCAAAUCUGCACUGACAGAUCACGUCUGCGAUGGUGUCACAGAGUAA
Molecule: messenger RNA, 1050 nt
Organism: Staurois parvus
Lineage: Eukaryota; Metazoa; Chordata; Amphibia; Anura; Ranidae
Source: the annotation of a GenBank genome assembly